UCUGAAAAAUUACAUUUCAAUUCCACACAUCCAGUUUUAUAGGUUUAUCGAUCAACAAUGGCGAUGAAAGCUUACGCUGCAGCAGCAGAAAAUGACGACAAAAUCCAAUCCGAUGUCCUCUCCAAAGCCAGAGAAUCAUGCUACAAGGCUCGUGAUGCUUUCUACUCGUGCCUUGAAAAGGAAUGUGACAAGAAACCAACCGAAAUUGCGUCUGUAGGUUUGCUUUAUCCCAUUGAAUGCAAGAAAUCCAGAGACCUAUUCGUGAAUCAAUGUCGAUCUUCUUGGGUGAAGCAUUUUGAUAGACAAUAUUGCAGGAACAAAAGGGAUCAGAGGCUUUUGGAUGAUAAAGGUGCUAGGAGAGGUCCGUUGUUGCUUCCACAUCCUUACCGUUUGAAAUCCACUCCUUGAUUUUCAUGAACCAUUCAUUCAUUUAGCAAUAGUAGUACUAUUAGUAGUAGAUAAUUGGUAGUAAUUCGGAUUCACUGGUAUAGCUUAUGCAUGAAUCUUUGGUUGGAGUAUGUAUAUGUUGUGAUAACUGUUUCUUUCUGUUACAAAUAUAUGUUUAGUUAGCAUUACUGGCAGUUGUAACUGAUAGUGCUAGGUUGGACGCCAUCACUAGAGUUCGAAUCCUGGUGCUCAGGGUUGUGUGUGUUAGUUUCUAGUUGAAAAAUAUUUCUUAGCAUUAAUCACAAUGUUUUUUCAAAAAUUCUAGUUGCAAAAUGUAUGUUAGCAUGAAUCACAAUAUUUUUUCAAAAAUUCUAGUUGCAAUAAAAAUAUGUAUCUCUAUGGGAGAUUCAGUUUUCUGAAUAGAAUAUUAUGGCAAAAGUUGAACUAUGUAGCCGACUUCAUUUAGUGGGAUAAGGUUUUGUUGUUUUAGAAGAUUCCGUUUGUAGUGUAGAGUGGUUAUGAGUGAA
This is a messenger RNA of Vicia villosa (hairy vetch), 914 nucleotides long. RefSeq lists its product as uncharacterized. The transcript is spliced from 3 exons. The record is from RefSeq and is a predicted model, not a curated record. Gene Ontology annotation, cellular component: mitochondrion; respiratory chain complex IV. The coding region runs from base 58 to 408 and encodes 116 amino acids. Lineage: Eukaryota; Viridiplantae; Streptophyta; Magnoliopsida; Fabales; Fabaceae.